Molecule: messenger RNA, 477 nt
Organism: Knipowitschia caucasica
Lineage: Eukaryota; Metazoa; Chordata; Actinopteri; Gobiiformes; Gobiidae
Source: the annotation of a GenBank genome assembly
AUGGCGGCGCGCUGGCAGAACACAGACUUCCACAAAAAGAUUAAAACUGCGUUUAAAGCAUUUGACACCAAAGGGAACAACACCGUGGAUCAUCGAGAAAUCGGUACCAUUAUGUUUUCCCUGGGGUGCUUCCCCUCUCAGGCUGAAGUCCAUGAUGUCAUAGCGCAGGUAGAGGAGGAUGACACUUCAGCGUACAUUAGUCUGGAAAAGUUCCUUCCAGUCAUGACCAAAGUUUUAUUGGAGAAAAAGUUCCCUCCAACCCAAGAAGACAAACUUCUUCAAGCAUUUGAGGUUUUGGAUAAAAAGAAGAAAGGUUAUUUGGAAAAAGAAGAGCUAACAAAAUAUAUGAUGCAGGAAGGUGAGGCAUUUACUCAGAAGGAGAUGGACGAGAUGUUGACAGCAUUCACCGACCAAACGAACAAUGUCAUCCAUUACAAAGACCUGAUUGAUCAACACAUUUUUGAUAGUGACCUUUAG